Molecule: messenger RNA, 756 nt
Organism: Trichosporon asahii var. asahii CBS 2479
Lineage: Eukaryota; Fungi; Basidiomycota; Tremellomycetes; Trichosporonales; Trichosporonaceae
Exons: 2
Coding region: 1-756 (251 amino acids)
Source: RefSeq, a predicted model, not a curated record
AUGGCGGCGACGACGAAGCUGGUUCUCCAGCCCCAUCUGCGAGAACGCCUCGAGGCUGUCUCGCCACUGCUCGAAGAGGGGCUGCGGAAGGAAGUCGAGGCUGUGCUCGCUCAGCCUGAAGUGGAGGCCAGCCGCGCAAGCGCAGGCAGCCUCGUGGAGGAAGGAUCAGCAGCGAUCGCCCCAGCGAACGAGAAAGAGUCACAUUCCAGCGUGACAGAAGUGAACGAAGCGCGAACAGUAGACGACUCAGCGACAUCGCCUGGCGAGACAGAGAAGGCGGAGAAGACGGAGAACGCGACGGAGGCUGGAGCCGCGGACGAGAUGGUCGAGGAAGAGCCGGAAAUUAUCCCACCAACAGUCGACGUCGACCUGCUCGACCGACUAUCGCGCUGGACGUCUGGCCGAGAAGCCUCCCUCCGAAAGGCUGGUCUUGCGUACGUCGCCGCAACCACCGGCGCUGGGUGGAGUAGGGAGAGCGCCGUGCUCCUCGCCGUUGCCGUUGGCGCGAUUGUCGGCGUGGCCGAUGCGGGUAUCGUGUUCCUGUACAAGCGAAGGGUGAAGGAGGACGGUGUGCGGAGCGCAAAGCUCAGGGCAAAGUACAGCCGGGGAACGGGGGCUACGGGUGUACUCCUCGAGCGAGACGGGGAGGGCGAGAUCACGAAGGAAAUCGAGGUCGUUGCGGGUGAGGCGACGAUGAUUCCAGCGCCGAAACGGGAAGUCAGGCUCCGGAGGAGAGCAGUCGGCGAGAAGGCGUAG